GUGAGAUUUCCAGCCGUCUAACAUUUUUCCCAUUCCCGCACCUCCAUGAUUCGCUUGGCCGACAUUCAGUGCGCAUCUUGUUGUUUCCAAGGAAGAAGCCGUCAGGCCAGAAUUAACGAGAGAUAAUAGGGACAUUCCAGCCAUGCAGGGCAUGUCUUAUGUAUUAUCUUUGAUUCAUGAUACUCGCCACAAUUACUUUGCCAACCCACGCCUACUUCUACAAAUCUUGGUGCACCGUUGGCUGGGGAAAAGAGAGGUUUAGAGAAAUUUUCACUUGCCCUAGUCAGAGCAUACAUCCUGGUGACGGUCUUUUCAGAUAUUCAAAAGCGGCAAUUAUUGAUCUGCGACUAGCGGUGAUCUUUCCACUAUGGCCGACUUCAUAAUCACCCCGGAUCCGAAUUUGCAUUUGCCAGACUCGAACAAACGCGACCCUGAAGACUGGAAAUCCAAGACCACAUCUAUCGCCUCCUCCUUGUAUAAAGGAUUCAUGGAAAAUGGCCGACGAUAUCAAACCCUGAGAGCUGCUGGAUAUUUCAGCCCCUCAGACGAACAACAGUUUGAGACGUAUGAAAUGGACAUCUUGCAUGCCUUCUCAUGAACGCCGACGAACCAAAUCCACUGUACCUAGCACCGGUCCAAACGCCAAAGCAUGUGCUCGAUAUUGGGACAGGGCAGGGCUCAUGGGCUAUUGACGUAGCCGAUAUGUCCCCCCACGCUGUUGUCCGAGGUGUCGAUUUGUAUCCUCCGCCCGACAGUUGGGUCCCGCCAAACUGCAUCUUCGAGGUAGACGAUGUAUUGAGGCAGUGGACCUGGCGUUCAAAGUUUGACCUGAUUCAUCUACGGCACGGUAUUGGGGCCUUUACGCCGGACGAAUGGGCCUCACUCUACAGACAGUGUUAUGACAACCUCGAAGAUGGCGGCUGGUUUGAGCAGAUAGAAAUGGAUAUUCGCUGUGAGUGUGACGAUGGCAGCAUACCAGCGGAUAGUGUCCUUUUCACUUGGGGGCCUCGGUUCUUCGCCGCUGGCAAAAAACUGGGAAAGUCCCUUAAUAUCACGGAAACUAUGCGAUCAUCCAUUGAGAGAGCUGGGUUCGUUGACGUUCAUGAAAAGACUACGAAGUGGCCUAUUGGGGCAUGGCCGAGAGACAAAGCAUUGAAAGAGGCUGGCUUGGUCAAUAUUCAGCAUUGGAUCGCGGGCAUGGAGGGAUACUCGAUGUACCUGCUUACUAAAUUCGGAGAUCCGGCGCCAUGGACAAAGGAGGAAGUACUAGUCUAUGUUGCGGAAAUGCGGAAAGCACUUAAAACCCCUCACUUUCAUGCCUAUCAGCGCGCGAAGAGAAUCUGGGCCAAGAAGCCCCUGUCUGGGGAGAGGACCGUAACCAAUGAGGAUCCUGAUAUCAUCAAACAGGAAUAAAGUUUCUGUGAUGUUCAUAUAUGGCUACAGUGAUGGUACGGCGUUAGUCUUGACUUUAAUCAUCUGCUAAGUUCCAUUAAUCCCAAUUUCUCUUGGAGCAAUAUCAGAGAGGUGUUCUUAUAUACUCAAAAGCUUUUUGCUUGUGGGGACAAGAGGUGACCCGGCUUCGCACGCACGCGCAUAUCUGUACAUAGACCGUAUUGGUGGAGUUUGCGGCAUCAAACCCUAGCACCAAUUUGAAAUUGUUUGGAGGCAUCGUCGUUUCAACGCCACACUUUUGUGGCGCACGCGACUUUU
Messenger RNA from Penicillium brasilianum, 1710 nucleotides. The record is from the annotation of a GenBank genome assembly. NCBI's taxonomy places the organism in Eukaryota, Fungi, Ascomycota, Eurotiomycetes, Eurotiales, Aspergillaceae.